UCAGCGCAAGGAAGGUUUCCACUAGUUACCACAGCCACAAAUUGACUAUAUCGUAAAAUUCAUGAAAACUAAAAUGUGCUUUGUGUUCUUAAUUUAAGGUUAGGAGUAUAGUUUAGCUUUAUAAAUCACAUUUAAAGAAGUUACAUUGUAGAAAUACACAGGGUUUAUGACUUUGUGGCUGUGGUAAGUAGAAGAGACCGUGUAAAAUUGCUGCAAUGUUUACGUGUUGUCUGGGAUGCUGCGGAGAUGGGGGAACGGGGCAUCUUCCUCUCAAAGAAAUGCCCACCGUCCAGUUAGACACGCAUCAUAUGGGCACCGAUGUAGUCAUAGUGAAGAGUGGCCGGAGAAUAUGUGGCACCGGUUGUUGCCUUGCCAACGCUCCCCUGCACCAAAACAAGAGUUACUUUGAGCUCAAGAUCCAGUCCACAGGUAUAUGGGGGAUAGGUGUGGCCACUCAGAAGGUGAACCUGAACCAGGUCCCCAUGGGGCGGGACAUCAACAGCCUUGUCUUGAGGCAUGAUGGCUCGGUGUACCACAACAACGAGGAGAAAAACCGCCUGCCUGCCAACAGUCUUCCACAGGAAGGGGACAUCAUGGGCAUCACAUAUGACCACGUGGAGAUGAAUCUCUAUCUGAAUGGGAAGAAUAUGCACUGUCCAGCUUCAGGGAUCAGAGGCACCGUGUUCCCGGUGGUUUAUGUGGAUGACAGCGCCAUCUUAGACUGCCAGUUCAGUGACUUCUACCAUGCGGCACCGCAAGGCUUUGAGAAAAUUCUGUUUGAGCAGCAGAUCUUCUGAGCAGCACCUCCGUAUACCUCCAGACCUUUAUACAUACACACACACAACCCUCAGCUAAAAGUGCUCCUUGUUGCUCUGCAGAAAUCUGUGACCUCUUCGUUCCGACUGGUUUGUGUGUGUGUGUGUGUGUGUGUGUGUGUGUGUGUGUGUGUGUGUGUGUGUGUGUGUGUGUGUGUGUGUGUGUGUGUGUGUGUGUGUGUGUGUGUGUGUGUGUGUGUGUGUGUGUGUGUGUGUGUGUGUGUGUUGCGUUGCGUCCUGGUUACGCUCUGCUUUAAUGCUGUUCUGGGUCAAUGUGGGUAGUUUAGCUCUUGUUUGAUGCCAACACUGGAGCAGUAAGAAAACGGAUCCCCAGACAACAGUGAAUGGCAUAGAGUAGACCAAGUGUGGUGUGCAUUUGCAACUGAAAGACAGUCAAGUCAGUCAAUAUUUAUUUUAUUCAGUUAUAAUCAUCCUGCAUUGCCUCAAUCUUUUAUGGGUGCUGCUUCUUUCAGAAAAGAGAGUUUAAACAAUGUUAGUUGUUUUCUUAUUUAUAUUUAUUUGUUAAGCUGACACUAAUGUUCAAUGUUUUGUUUCCUUGAUAAUUUACUUCUAAUUCUAGAUUUAAUUAUAUAUAUUUUGAUUUGUUAUUUUAAUUAUGAUCUGUCUUUAAAAGUAAUUUGUCACGGCUCUGAUUGGCAUUCCAAAUAUCAGCAAUCUGGCGAAGCUCUGCUCAUUGGCUGUAUUUGGGGAUGUGACAUUUUCUCCAUAUCCUCCUUUGAAGCGUGAAAACGGUCUUAAAUGUUAAACGCUUAUUUUUGUUUGCACUAAUGAGAUGUUGAAUAUUAAACCAAAUACAAAUACAAUAAAGAAACUCUUUUGGGA
Oncorhynchus keta (chum salmon) is the source of this 1658-nucleotide messenger RNA. RefSeq names its product SPRY domain-containing protein 7-like. The record is from RefSeq and is a predicted model, not a curated record. The coding region runs from base 216 to 797 and encodes 193 amino acids. NCBI's taxonomy places the organism in Eukaryota, Metazoa, Chordata, Actinopteri, Salmoniformes, Salmonidae. Gene Ontology annotation, molecular function: protein binding. The transcript is spliced from 5 exons.